AUGACGUCAUCUGACCAGGUGAAAAUACACAGCCUCAACGGUCUCCAAAUCUACAAAACAGCCGGUCAGGUUGAGCGCAGCACGCACACUCAGUCUGAUCCCCACCGCCAGCCUCCCUUUGUAUGCGGAGUAGCCGGCAUUUUGGAUCCCUGCCGUGGUGCCACAUACAUAACUCUCUCCGAUAGGACUUGAGGCUUGGCGGGAAGGCUGUAUCGAGUUCGCGCACUGCUGUUCUUCCACAUUGGCCGUAAGCCUGACAUCAACUUCUUCUGCUUCACAAUCGAAUCCAGGUGUGUGAGUGUGUUGGUUGGACACAAAGUGUCUCUCGUCGAGUACCACACCAAUAAGAUCCACCACUACUGCUCAACACGAAGAUGUGUACUACUCACUGAUGCUGCUGCUGCCCUUGCUGAAGGAUACUCUACAACAUGGCUACGACACACCGGAGAAACACAGGGAAGUCUCGUGCUGCUGCUUGAUGGGGCAGCCAAUGAUUGCAUAGACCCGAUGACUUGAUCUAUUCAAAAUGUUCGCCACCACCUUUCUUUUAUUGCCUCGCUCCUACUCCACCAAGACUGAUGACCCUCCAUUCAUUUACAAAAGCACUGCAAUCUCUCCCCUCCCAUGUAGUACUUAUAUCACAACCUCC
Molecule: messenger RNA, 649 nt
Organism: Ectocarpus sp. CCAP 1310/34
Lineage: Eukaryota; Phaeophyceae; Ectocarpales; Ectocarpaceae
Source: the annotation of a GenBank genome assembly